Messenger RNA from Clonostachys byssicola, 1809 nucleotides. Lineage: Eukaryota; Fungi; Ascomycota; Sordariomycetes; Hypocreales; Bionectriaceae. The record is from the annotation of a GenBank genome assembly.
AUGCGCAGUCGCUUGGCAGCAGUGGAAGCAAAGGUUGGUAUGGGAAGCAGUGAUCCUCCUCCUGAAGGAGACAAGAACGUCGACUUCCAGGAGAGUGGGUUGGCUGGUGCCAUGGAGGACGCUGCCUUCAACAUUGGCCAAGUUCGCCGGUGGCAGGAUAACAAUGAGAACAACGCGGGCAGUCAACCAGUAAGCCAAGAGAGCAGCAAGAAAUGGUACAGUCCGAUGCCUUUCAAUGCAUGUAUCGCCGCCCUUCCUUCGAAAUCGGAUUGCGAUUGGAUUGUGGAAGCAUUUUUCCAAGACCUCAACUGGUUCUGUGGGUGCUUACACGAACCAUCGAUCACAUUGACCUAUGGCGCGUUCUGGAAGGAUGGAAAGGAGAUCCAGGAUGACAUGUUCUUAAGCGUGCUGUUUGCUAUCCUCAGCAAUUCCGCCUUUCUGCUGAGCGAUGAGCGAUUAGCAAGCGCACCUCUUGAGAUGGCCAGCAUUCGCGACUUCGCAUCUUUAUGGUUUGAUUGCAGCUUCGCCAGUUUUCAUCGCUGCGAUGGAAUGGCAGAGCCAUCGAUUGUGAGUCUGCAGGCCAUGAUUACUCUAAAUUAUGCAUUUCACCUGUCGGGCAAUUCCAAGACGCACAGAUCCAUGUUCGCGAUCAACAUUGGAACUGCAAGGGCUCUCAAUCUUCAUCUUCUUGGGAGUCAAAUAACGGGAUCGACUGAUGCGAUUAUUCUACGCGAAAUGGGCCGGAGAGCCUGGUGGACAUUGGUUGAGACCGAGUGGUAUUUCACGCCGUACCACAGAUACUCGUAUGUCGCGCCACAUCAGUUUGAUACGGCAUUACCUAGCAUAACUGAUGAUGGCUUACCUACCGCUCUGACAUCUACCAACUUUACUUCGCUCACAUAUCUUCUGUUUACCUCGCACUCGUCAAGAAUACUAUACGAUCUAUAUGGGACCCUGCAGCCAUACCAAAAUCCAUCCUAUGAUGCCGUCCUCAAGGCAUCAAGUCAACUAGAUGACCUUUACGCUUCAUUUUCUCAGCUCCGGGUCGAGGACUCGUCCCCGUCGACUACUCUCUUCGCCAUACGAAUAAUCGGUAUGUCUUUGGCAUACAGAUCAUAUUUAGUGCAUCGUGCAUACUUUGUCAAGUCUCUGAGUGAUAAAUCAUUUGCGCAAACCCACAACGCUUGUGUCGACGCAGCUCGCACGAUUCUAAGCCUGUUUGAUGAGGGAAUACCGAGCACCUUUUUCCGCCUUUGGAACGUGACAAUUUGGCUCGUUGCCGCUGGGCUUAUCAUGGCGCUUGAUCUUGUCAAAGCAAGUAGUGAUAGACGCACACCUGAGGAUGCUCUGGCUCGGCGCAGUCGAUUGAUCACACUGGUAAGACUCUUGUCAACAGUGGCAGACCAGUCAGGGAUAGGCAUUCGGGGAGCAAAGUUGAUCCGACACCUCUACUCAAUGGAGAAUGAUAUCAUAGCUGGUCGUCGGCCGUCGUUGGCCGGCAUAACCAAACAAGAAAUUGUCCGUCUAGUUCAAUCUUGCCGCCGCUCAGGUGCUGAGGAGGAUUCAGGCGAGGCCGCAUCCCCAGUUGAGCAACCUGCUGAGGAUUUCGCAGCUUACGCUACCGGGAACUCCAAUAGUGAGGAUGGUGUGGACCUUGACACUGAAAAUAUGGACGAAUUCAUGUUUUUGCCAUCGUCAUGGGCCGGGAACGACGAACUAGAUACGAUGCACCUAUCUUUCAACAUUGAAGGGACGGAGAUGACGGAGAGAGAUCACUUUCUAGAUUUCUUUGCCGAUCUUCAUCCUUGA